GCGGUCAUAGUCACGCAAACUCAGAAAUCAGGAGGUGCCGGCUGUCCAGUGAGCGUAGUUGAUAUAAUAACAGAGUUAUAAAAUAAGCCUUACAGAUAUUGAUGAGGAUUUCAUGUCACAGCAAGUAUGGGUCAUCGAAUUGACGAUGUCAUGAAGUUGUGUUGUGAGUUGUCUGCCAAUCAGCAAAUACAGACCACAGUGAAAGGCUCAGGGAAGGGAGCCGCAGCAGCUGGCGGUCUGGCCUUUGCUGGAGGGUUAGUCGGGGGACCUCUUGGUAUCGCAGUCGGCGGUGCUGUCGGAGGCCUCCUGGGCUGCUGGCUGACCAGUGGACAAUUCAAACCGCUGCCUCAGAUCAUCAUGGAGCUCAGUCCUCAGCAGCAGCAGAAGCUCUAUGGUAGUCUUGUGGCGGUCCUGGGAGACAUUCAGUGGACAGAUUUGGCUCAGCUAACUGCUCUGGUGAUGGGUAACGCCACCCUGAAGCAGCAGCUUACGGCGACCCUUCUCGGGUACAUAUCCAAGGAGCUCCAGGCGGAUGUGCACUACGUGGAUUAGUAGAUACCCUAACUGAGGGGCGCACAUUCCCAGAAGGACGAAAAGAAUGUGAACUGUUUUUACGACGCUCAAGACUUUAUCCAAUGUGAAAUCACAUAUUGUAAAUUUGCACAGACGCCAGUCCUGGUUACAGGUUAUACUGGGUAAUAUGAAUAUUGUGAAAACAGCUGUAUAACUGGAUUAAUUUACUAUAAGAAGUACACUCGUAAGAUGAAGGAAGUAUUCAUUAAAUAAUGGCACUGUUAAUCGUGGUUUAACUACACUGAUUUCAAUACUCAAAUACAAAAGAUUCUGUACUGAAUGAGCGCCAACUGUACAGUUUGAAAUAGUUUGAUUUGAUGGUCAUUUAAGUGAUGAUUUUACCAGCAUCUGUGCACAAUAUAUUGUAUUUAAAUAAUUUCAGCAAUUUCAAAGAUUUCUGUAUUUCAUUGGUUCAUACGGUUUUACCCGGCACACUUUAUUCGUCCUGUGAAUCAAAAGUUAUUUAUCUUCACACUCUUUGCUGCUGUCACUGCGAUUAUAACUUUGUCAUAUUGCCUGACAAACUCAUUAAAAGGA
This is a messenger RNA of Cyclopterus lumpus (lumpfish), 1110 nucleotides long. RefSeq names its product protein C19orf12 homolog. The record is from RefSeq and is a predicted model, not a curated record. The coding region runs from base 127 to 552 and encodes 141 amino acids. Lineage: Eukaryota; Metazoa; Chordata; Actinopteri; Perciformes; Cyclopteridae. The transcript is spliced from 3 exons.